CCCCCUCUUUACUUCUUCUGAAAACUACACCUGACUUCCUCACCUCCCAUGCAUACGUCCUUUUCUCCCUCCUCUCCCCACCCCCUCUAUGCAUUGGGAACCCCAAUACCCAUACAUCAAUACAUACAAACAUACACGAGAGUAAGAGGGUUUUUUUAGUUAAGCGGUCAAUCCAACCCAACCCAAUCCAAUCAGUGAAUCAAAAGACGAGGAGAAUUGUAAUAACCAAGAAAAGCAAAACAAAAAAGAAACGCAGAAUUUGUUAAAUAUGUCGUCUUUUUCCCUUCCCACCACCUUCUCCCAACAUCCUCCUCCUCCUCCUUCCUCCGACCACCUCUGCUAUGUCCAUUGCAACAUUUGCGACACGGUUUUGGCGGUGAGUGUUCCUUGUGCUAGUUUGUUCAAAACGGUCACUGUCCGUUGCGGCCACUGCGCCAAUCUUCUACCGGUGAACAUGCGUGGUGGCAUGCUACUCCCUUCUCCCAAUCACUUUCAUGCCUUUCCUCCCUCCUCCACUCCUUUCUUCACUCCCAAUGCUCAUAAUUUUCUGGAAGAGAUCUCAAAUCCAAAUCCAAAUUUUGCGAUGAACCAAACCGAUGGAAUUGAUUUGACAAUGGUAACUCGUGUAGGCAAUGAUGUUCCAAGGGCGCCCUCAAACAUAAAUAGACCUGCAGAAAAGAAACAGAGAGUACCCUCUGCAUACAACCGAUUCAUCAAGGAGGAGAUCCAACGCAUCAAGGCUGCCAAUCCAGACAUCUCUCACAGAGAAGCCUUCAGCGCUGCAGCUAAGAAUCAGUGGGCCCACUUCCCUCACAUUCACAAUUUUGGUGUUCCUCCUCCCAACAACAACAACAACAACAACAACAACACACCCUAGGUUGCUUCUUCACCAGAUGAAAGUGUUUCCAUCGGGAUUCGUUGCUUGUCGACAUUUGAUGGCCUUCGUCCAAGCAAAGGUGUCGUCAAUGUCGUCCAUGGGAGAGCAAAGACGCAGUGAUAUUUGUCAAAGAUGUUUUAAGGCCAACAUCUAAAUUGGGGACUCAUCCUCUUCACGGUAGAGUGAAGCUUGAGUUUGAAGGCUUGAAGCGAAGCAAAACUCAAGUAACAUUGAGUCGAAACGUGUGAGGUUUAGACCUCUGAACUUGGAGAGCACAUCAAGAUGGAGCAAGGACGAAGCCACAGGACAUGGAGAUCGGCCACAACAAGCCUCCAAGGGAUAAAGCUACAAUGAAGUUUGAGACGAAGCCUCUAAGCUUGACGAUGGAGUGACAACGAAGCUUCCGAGCUCGAUGAUGGAGCAAUGAUAAAGCUUUUGUAAUGGAUUGAUGAAGAAGGAGCAUGAACCAAGCCUCAAAACUUGAAAAUAAAGUGCAAUGAAGCCUCUAUACUUGGCGAUAGAGGGAAAUGCCAAACCCCCAGCGAAACCAAAUAUUAAAAUCUCCAAACUUCAACCAAAUAAAACUCCUAAACUUGAAGGCAAAGUAUCAAACUUUGAAUGAGUGGCACGUCCAACUUGAAACAAGCACCUAACUUGGAAGGUGAAAUGUCAAACCAGGAACCAGCGAACAAAGUCCUAAGAUAUGAAACGAGGGAUGCUUUGAUCUUGAAGCAACCAAUGGCGCUUCUUUCCCCUCAGCUUAGAGCCCCCCUUCUCAAUGAAAAUCAACUCAUUUCAUACUCUCAUUAUACAAACUAACCAAAAAAUAAUUGCACGCACAAGUAGUACUAGUAGUAG
Cucurbita maxima (winter squash) is the source of this 1735-nucleotide messenger RNA. RefSeq names its product protein YABBY 4-like. Gene Ontology annotation, cellular component: nucleus. The record is from RefSeq and is a predicted model, not a curated record. Gene Ontology annotation, biological process: cell fate commitment; fruit development; regulation of shoot apical meristem development. The coding region runs from base 269 to 877 and encodes 202 amino acids. The transcript has 7 exons. Lineage: Eukaryota; Viridiplantae; Streptophyta; Magnoliopsida; Cucurbitales; Cucurbitaceae.